Messenger RNA from Colias croceus (clouded yellow), 1361 nucleotides. RefSeq lists its product as uncharacterized. The record is from RefSeq and is a predicted model, not a curated record. Bases 136 to 843 code for a protein of 235 amino acids. The transcript has 3 exons. NCBI's taxonomy places the organism in Eukaryota, Metazoa, Arthropoda, Insecta, Lepidoptera, Pieridae.
GCUGUCAUCUGUGUCGUCGACUCGUCGUCGAUUAUCAUUUGUUGUAUUUGGUACUCCGUCCAGUUUUCCAGUUCUUUAUUUACCAAAAGUUUUAAAAAAUAAAGCUUUGGUUCAAAGUACGAACAGACGCCCAAAAUGGAUGAAGACAAUGCAGUGAGAAUAAUUUGUUUCGUUUGCCUGCAGAGUGAUGCACCGAUCAUUAAAUUUAAAGAAGACACCUUGCAGAAAUGCAAAUACUCCUUGGCAGUUCGUUUGACGAAUGAGUUAAAAGAUAAGGACAAAACUUUGCCUACGGAAAUUACGGACGCAUCAAUUGGGUAUCACAGCACGUGCUACCGUAGUUUUAAUGCCAUCGGCAAGAAAUAUAAAGAUAUUUACAAAGAAGCCAACACCUCCAUAGGGAAUGAAAAUGUACCUGGAAAUAUUCCAGAAUCAGAGGCAGGAACUAGCACAACGCAAGUGCAAUCACCUUGCUCUUCCCAACGAAUACCUUCGCCAACAAUUACCUUUGUAGACAUCAGAUCAACUGCAGAAGAUGGGGACUCAGAUACAAAGUUAGAUACAGCUGAAGCAUGCAUAUUUUGUAGUAAGAAGUAUAAAUGUCACAAGCAUAGUAAAAUCAAACUGAGCAGCACUACAAACUACACAACAAUGAAUGCUACUAAAGAGUAUGCUACAAAGAUCAACGAUUUCGAGUUAUUGGUAAAAAUCCGCAACAAAAUAACCAAAUGCCGACCUAUCACGUAUCAUAGGCUAUGCAAAGUCUUAUAUCAAAGACGUGCUGAACAACAAAUACGAAAUGGAAUAAAAAUCGGGACAUGCAUGCAUCCAUAUAGCACAUAACUCUCAGCAUAAUAUUCAAAUCUCUGACAGGUAGCAAAAAAGUGUAAUAUAAAUAUACAUAAAGGCACAAGGAAGCAGAUAUCAAAAUAAUAUAUCAUACACACUGUGCCACAUAGAUUGUUAUUAAGCGAAUUGUGUAUCUAAAUGGAUUUUGGCACAGGCUGUACAAGCGAAAAAUUUAUGAGGCAAAUGAAGUGAGAUUUCAUGUCUUCACGAAAUCAUACAGUAUGUCCCAAACCAGGCAGGAUUUUGUUUUACGUCUGGCCCCCUUUCGCAGCGCAUGAUAAGGAACUUCGUUCCAAAGAAUGAUUAAAUUUUUUUUUUUCAAAUAUGUGUUCGCUUACUCACCAAAGCUAGUUCAAAAAAGGUUUUAUACCCAUAUCUAUGCCAGCUGAUAUGUUGUGGUCCAGGGUAGUCUUUAUAAGCCGACUUUGCACUAACCUCGGUCCAAUCAUUGGAACCUUGGUGAUUAUUUACAAUGAGAUUCAUAAAGAUUAAAAACUCCUUUAAAAAUGUUU